AAAAUAUAUAAAUAAUAAUCCUCAAGCUCAUUUUUAGCAUACCGUAUUCAACCCAGAGAAUACCAGCACAAAAAUGAAGUUUGCAGUUAGUAUUCUAUUGUGUACCUUGAUGUGCCAGUUCUCUCAUCAACUGGUUCCUUUAAUGCAACAUGGUGAACCUGUUCCAGAAGGAAUACCAUUUCUAGUGGGAAUUAUUACAUUUGACCAUAGCGGAGAUAUACUUCGUCAAUGUGCUGGUGCUCUUAUUUCAGAUAACUACGUCUUAACUGCUCAGCAAUGCAUCUUAAGGAAUACAGCAAUUGGCAACUCAAUAUUGGAAGUAGAAGCAGCAAAGGCCCAAAUAUUCAAAGGCGGGUUCUAUUUUAUGGAUGAACCUUUAAUUACGGUAUUUCCUAAAGAUUGGAUUCGGUACCAGCACUACCGUAGCCAUCCUGUACUGAGAAAUGACCUUCUUUUGAUUAGAUUACCAUCAAAGAUACCUCAUGGAAAACCAAUUGGACUUCCAUGCAAUGUCAAUAUUCAUGAGCUUGAUGGUCUUACUGGUAAUGUCGCAGGCUGGGGACCUUCCUCAAUUUUAGCAGACUCCUUAAACCUCCAACGCAAUAUUCUUCAAUAUGUUCCAGCAAAUAUUGACCUACAUCUGUGCAAAAACCAAGGGCGUUUCUGUGCAACCUCCGAUUUAGAUCGUAGCCCUUGCAAGGGGGAUAAUGGCAGUCCUCUGGUUGUAGAUGGAAAUAUUGUUGGUAUUCUUUCUAUUGGAGAGAAUGCAGAUAUAUGCAAUUCAUUCAACAAUGAAUUAUCCGUUUCUGAAUACACCAGUAUUUUGGAGAAACCCUAUUUGAAAUGGAUUGAAAAAGUUGCCAAUAUCAGCUGUAAUGCUUACUCUGAAGAAGAUGCGACGCCUGCUAUUAAUGCAUGAAUCGGAUCUGAAUUUGAAUUAUUGUAAUAGCAUUUACAUAUUAAAAAUAAAGGUUAUAUUGGGUU
This is a messenger RNA of Anthonomus grandis grandis, 984 nucleotides long. Its product is annotated as granzyme M-like. Gene Ontology annotation, molecular function: serine-type endopeptidase activity. The transcript is spliced from 4 exons. Bases 74 to 919 code for a protein of 281 amino acids. The record is from RefSeq and is a predicted model, not a curated record. Lineage: Eukaryota; Metazoa; Arthropoda; Insecta; Coleoptera; Curculionidae. Gene Ontology annotation, biological process: proteolysis.